AUGUUGGAAGCCAAGCUCUCCGAGGCCGCCCUUCUCAAGCGUCUUCUCGACGCCGUCAAGGAACUCGUCUCAGACGCCAACUUUGAGUGUAAUGAGGAGGGCAUCCAACUCCAAGCCAUGGACAAUUCUCACGUCGCUCUCGUCUCCGUCAAGCUCUACGCGUCCGGAUUCAAGCGCUACCGCUGUGACCGCCCUCUCCCUCUAGGCGUCAACCUUGGUUCCCUCACAAAGGUCCUCAAGUGCGCAAAGGACGAUGAUAUCUGCACUCUCAAAGCCGGCGACGACGCUGAUAUCCUCUCUCUCACUUAUGAAGCAAAGAGCGCGUACGCCGAUCGCAUCGCCGAGUACGAGAUGAAGCUCAUGGACAUCGACGCUGACCAGCUUGGGAUCCCCGACACUGAUUACGACGCGUCCGUAACGAUGCCCUCGUCCGAAUUUUUGCGUAUCGUCCGUGACCUCUCCCUACUCGGCGAGUCCGUCCGAAUCGAAGUCUCCAAAGAGGGGAUCCGGUUCGUGAGCGACGGCGAGGCCGCCAACGGGAAUAUCCUCAUCAAGCAAAACGCGGAGGCGUCGGGCAAGAAGAAGGGCUCGAUUGAGAUGAAUUCAGCAGUCACGCUCACAUUCUCGCUCAAGUACCUUGUCAACUUCUCCAAAAGCUCGAGCUUGUCGAAAAAGGUCCAGCUCAUGAUGUCCAACGAUGUCCCACUCCUUGUCUCGUAUGCGUUCAACCAGGGUCAUAUCCGGUACUACCUCGCACCCAAGAUCGGUGAUGACUAG
Dichomitus squalens LYAD-421 SS1 is the source of this 777-nucleotide messenger RNA. Its product is annotated as proliferating cell nuclear antigen. The transcript is spliced from 6 exons. Gene Ontology annotation, molecular function: DNA polymerase processivity factor activity; DNA binding. Gene Ontology annotation, cellular component: PCNA complex. Bases 1 to 777 code for a protein of 258 amino acids. The record is from RefSeq and is a predicted model, not a curated record. Lineage: Eukaryota; Fungi; Basidiomycota; Agaricomycetes; Polyporales; Polyporaceae. Gene Ontology annotation, biological process: regulation of DNA replication; leading strand elongation; translesion synthesis.